Molecule: messenger RNA, 963 nt
Organism: Beta vulgaris subsp. vulgaris (sugar beet)
Lineage: Eukaryota; Viridiplantae; Streptophyta; Magnoliopsida; Caryophyllales; Amaranthaceae
Product: auxin-binding protein ABP19a
Exons: 1
Coding region: 95-751 (218 amino acids)
Cellular component (GO): cell wall
Molecular function (GO): manganese ion binding
Source: RefSeq, a predicted model, not a curated record
AAUGCUAUAAAAAGAAUUGCAAUUUCACACCUAGAAGUAACACCACAAACUAGAGAAACAAAUAUAAGCCUGCCCAACGCAAUCCAACAUACAUAUGAUCCAAAUUUCUUCAAACAUGGAUGGUCUUAAAAUUAUCCUACUCUUUGCUAUCCUUAUUUCUUUUUCAUCUGCCACAACUGUCGUUGAUUUUUGCGUAGCAGAUCUCAGCUUUCCAGGUGGACCAGCAGGAUACCCUUGUAGAAAUCCAUCUAAUCUUACAGUGGAUGACUUUGUUUUCUCUGGUUUAGGUGUUGCAGGUAACACGGAAAAUAUUUUCAAUUCUUCUGCAUUUUUAGCUAUCGACACAACUUUCCCUGCUUUGAAUGGUCUAGGCCUUUCCAUGGCACGAUUAGACCUUGGUGUAGGUGGAGUUAUUCCAAUUCACUCACAUCGAGUAUCAGAAGUUAUUCUUGUAAUCGAGGGGACGAUAAUUGCUGGUUUUAUAGGAUCAGAUAACACCCCUUAUUACAAAACAUUGAAAAAGGGAGAUAUUAUGAUCUUUCCACAUACAUUACUUCACUUUCAAGUUAAUAUUGGUAAAACUCCUGCUCUUGCAUUUGUUAGCUUGAACAGCGCAAGUCCCGGUUUCCAAACCACUACCAUUGCUUUAGCUGCAAAUGACCUUCCUACUGAUGUUAUUCAGAAGAUCACUUUGUUGGAUGCUACGCAGGUGAGAAAGUUGAAGACAAUCUUUGGCGGAACUAAUUUAUAAAAACUCCAAUGAUAUCUGAAUAUAUAACAAAAAAAAGCACACUUAUAAAUAUUUAUUGCUAGAAUCCAUUUUAAUUUAUGUGUGUAUCCAAGUAUGAUAUCCUAAUUUAUGUGUCAUGUUUAUCUCUGUACAUAGAUGCAGUUGAGACUUUGAGUGGCUGUACAGCUGUACUGUAUAUGUAAUUUUAUAUAAAAUGUAUUCGGUAUGUUUUC